AAAAAAAUCUCAAAAAUAAUGUCCGAAGAAAAAUCAAAAUCAAAAUCAAAACCAAAUUCGAUUUCAUCAUCAGAUAAAGAUGUAAAGGCACCUAAUGUGUUUGAGAGAGUUAAAGAAGAGUUUGAGGCAGUGUUGCAUGGUGGAAGACACUCACAUCACCAUCACAAGGAAACUCACGGGUUGCGUAAGGAUAUUGAUGAGAACACACCAAUUACUGAUGUGAAAGCACCCAAUGUGUUUGAGAGAGCCAAGGAGGAAAUCGAGGCUCUUGUUCAGGCAAUUCAUCCGAAAAAAGAAGAUCAUAGUCAUUCUUCAACUUCAGAAGGCAACAACAGGACUAAUGAUAUAACAGCUGAGUUGAAACAUAAUCCAGAUUCUCUUUCAGAGAACAAAGCAAAGGUGCCUACUAAUCAGAACGAGAAGGUUGAGGAAUCAACAGGAACACAAAAAUCUCCUCAUCGUCAUCACAAAGAAACUCACGGAAGGAGUGAUGACAUUGAUGAUAAAACACCAAUAAGUGACGUUAAAGGUCCAAAUAUAUUCGAACGAGCCAAGGAAGAAAUCGAGGCACUAUUUCACUCAAUUCAUCCAAAGAAAUGAUACUAGCAGUGUUGUUCAAAGAAGGAAAAUGGAUUGACUAACAAGAGAGAUUGGUUUUCAGAGAGUUUUAAUUGUU
Solanum verrucosum is the source of this 676-nucleotide messenger RNA. RefSeq lists its product as uncharacterized. Lineage: Eukaryota; Viridiplantae; Streptophyta; Magnoliopsida; Solanales; Solanaceae. The transcript is spliced from 4 exons. The record is from RefSeq and is a predicted model, not a curated record. Bases 19 to 600 code for a protein of 193 amino acids.